AUGUCGUACACAGCCAUCGCGCCACUGUCAAAGGCACCCACGCCACCUACAAAGAUGAUUUCUUCUGAGUUGAAUCCUGCAGGAAAGGCCACCAAAACCUCUCGCAAACCCUCCUCCAAAACCCAGGCAAAGCCUGCCCAAAGUUCUUCCCCGAAAUCGGCAGAGAAGACCCAUCGAAGGUCUAGAUUAGGGUGCUUUACCUGCCGUUUACGAAGAAAGAAGUGCGAUGAAGGGAAGUCUGUCUGCAAAGCCUGCAAAAAUCUCAAGUUGAAAUGCGAAUACAAACGACCCAUGUGGUGGGGGAACGGUGACCAGCGACGUAUGCAAAAGGAGGCAAUCAAGGAGAUAAUCAAGAACACUAGGCUCAGUGAGAAGGCCAGCACGAAUGCCAAUACCCGCGCAAACAGCUGUGCACAUACUUCUACCCCCAGCCUGUCACAUUCUGUCCCGACAAUAGAUACCUUUUCGGAUGGUAUGGGCAUGAGUCGUGCGAACUCUGCUGAAUCGCAGUUCUCCCUGGAACAUGACUACAGCUACCCGCUGCAUGAUCCAUUCGACCCAUUCGGCUCUCAACUUCAAACUCCCCAUUUCGAAGCAGCCGUGUUCUACGGAACAGCGCCAUCUUAUGAGGUUGACAUUAAGACAGAACGGCAAAUGUAUGUCAAUGACAUCCCUACUCGACGGGACUCUUCGAUUUCAACCUUCAGCACAUUCCAGCCACCCAUGCCUCAUGCCAUCCUGCCCGCAUUUCCCGGUGACGACUGGAUCAAGGAGGAAUAUUUCGAGAGUUGCAAGGAAUCAUUUAGCUCACCUGAAGCCAACGAUUUCGGAUUUUUUGCCAUGCCAUCUGAACCAACCAUUGCGGACAUGUUCAACCUCGAUGAUGGUGACCGGUAUCUAUUAACUCACUUCUUUGAAAACGUCAUCCGCCUUAUCCACCCCGUUCUGGAGACUAGACAACAAGGUAUCGUACAGUCGCAUGUUGUGCCAGCCUUGCAGACAAACAAAGCCUACCUCCACUGCUGUCUCAGUAUCGCUGCGAUGCAUCUAAAGGCCACUGAAUGCGACAAAGGCGACAAGUUCGAUAACGCCAUUCUCAACCAUCGCGGUGAGGCAGUGAAGGAGCUCAACGAGGCACUGACCCACGAUACUGACAAUCUUCAAAUCUUGGAUGCGAUCCUCGCGAUGAUCCUGUUUCCCUGCGCCGUUGGCUGUCCAAAUGACGUGCUGCUUGAUAUCCCCUGGCAUUCUCAUUUCCAACCAGUAACAGAACUAAUCAGCAGACUCGAACUUCCCCAGAUGCUGCUCGACGCCGACAACCAGAAUAUCCCCCCACCAUUCAGCAUGACACUGGUUGCCUGGAUCGACAUCCUGGGCUCCACAAUGCUGGGCAAGACACCACAAUGCGCACAUGUUUACCGCACACAACUUCUUGGUGGUUCCUCUUCCGGUUUGUCUGAUCUGAUGGGCUGCGACGAUCGUGUUAUGUAUCUAAUCUCCGAGAUUUCCUGUCUCGACGCACUGAAAAUUGAAAGUCGCAUCGACGAUAUCCAGCUCUGCUCCCACAUCACCGCACUAGCCCAUCAACUCGACCACACCGAACCACCACCAGGAUCUCUCGUCUAUCCGGUCAACGACGCAGGUAUCCUCCAGCCCUGCCAACUGUCCCAGAACAUGACUGCCCUCUACCGUCUUUCGGCGCGUGUGUAUCUCUGCAGUCUUGUGCCAGGUUUCCACCGAAGUCAGGCAGGCACCAGAAAGCUAAUUUCCGACUUUGUGGAGUUGGUAAAUCUGAUCCCUGGUGGGACAGAAGGGUUUGAUCGCUCCCUCGCCUGGCCGUUCCUAAUAUGUGGUUCCCUUUCCACUCCGGACAGUCCAUUCCGCGCCAUGUUUGAACGUCGCACCGAGAUGCUGGGUAACCAAGCUGACAGUGGCAGCUUUGGCCGUAUGGCUUGCUUACUGCGCGAGGUCUGGAGACAAUCUGAUGCAGCUAUGGCUGAUAUGUCUUUCCUCCCUACUCCUAUUUCUUCCACUACCCCUGGUGCGGGAGUAUCAGUUGGAGACGAGAAGCAGAGGCAGCAACAACAUUCCAAGCUUGCAAACAUCCACUGGCGGGAUGUUAUGGAGCAAAACGAAUGGAAUUUCUUACUAAUAUGA
Paracoccidioides lutzii Pb01 is the source of this 2157-nucleotide messenger RNA. Its product is annotated as transcriptional regulatory protein pro-1. The transcript has 2 exons. The record is from RefSeq and is a predicted model, not a curated record. Gene Ontology annotation, molecular function: zinc ion binding; DNA-binding transcription factor activity, RNA polymerase II-specific; transcription cis-regulatory region binding. Gene Ontology annotation, cellular component: nucleus. Gene Ontology annotation, biological process: positive regulation of transcription by RNA polymerase II. Bases 1 to 2157 code for a protein of 718 amino acids.